Molecule: messenger RNA, 13352 nt
Organism: Leptidea sinapis
Lineage: Eukaryota; Metazoa; Arthropoda; Insecta; Lepidoptera; Pieridae
Gene: slmb
Product: F-box/WD repeat-containing protein 11
Exons: 12
Coding region: 104-1651 (515 amino acids)
Molecular function (GO): protein dimerization activity
Source: RefSeq, a predicted model, not a curated record
GUGAAUGUUUGACGUCAUGCGAAGGAUGAGUAUUUAGUGAAUAAUUUAUUUAUUAGUGAAGUUUUAGCGGAUAUUUAUUAAUGUUUUUAGUGAAAUUAGAAAAAUGGAGACUGAUUGGAUGAUAGAAGAUUCAACCACAGCCAAGAUUACGUCACUGACAUCGCUUGACACGGGCGUGAGACCAGCGCCCAGCGGAGCAGCCUAUGUAGCUGAGAGGAACACGUGCCUCACGUUUUUCACAAAAUGGAACGAAACAGACCAGGUGGAGUUUGUCGAGCAAUUGUUGGCCCGAAUGUGCCACUACCAACAUGGCCACAUCAAUGCAUACCUCAAGCCGAUGCUGCAAAGAGAUUUUAUAAGCAUGCUGCCGAAGAAGGGUUUGGACCACGUAGCAGAGAAUAUUCUGUCGUACCUUGACGCUAGCUCGCUGUGCGCUGCCGAGCUGGUCUGCCGGGAGUGGCAGCGCGUGAUCUCCGAGGGCAUGCUGUGGAAGAAGCUGGUGGAGCGGAAGGUCAGGACGGACUCGCUGUGGAGAGGACUUGCGGAGAGGAGAGGAUGGAUAACAUACUUGUUUAAACCGAAGCCAGGCUGCCAACAUCCUUCGCACUCCUUCUACCGACAACUGUAUCCAAAGAUAAUUCAGGACAUCCAAUCUAUUGAAGACAACUGGAAAAUGGGCAGGCAUAAUUUACAAAGAAUCAACUGCAGGUCGGAGAACUCCAAAGGCGUUUACUGCUUGCAGUACGAUGAUAACAAGAUUGUGUCAGGACUCAGGGACAACACUAUCAAGAUUUGGGAUCGGAAGACAUUGCAGUGUGUUAAGGAACUGCAAGGACACACUGGCUCUGUGCUGUGUCUGCAGUACGACGAGCGGGCUAUCAUAUCGGGUUCAUCGGAUAGCACUGUCAGAGUCUGGGAUGUGAACACGGGGGUGAUGCUCAACACAUUGAUACACCACUGCGAGGCUGUGCUGCAUCUCAGAUUUUGUAAUGGAAUGAUGGUCACAUGUAGUAAGGAUAGAUCAAUAGCGGUAUGGGAUAUGACAUCAACCACAGAGAUUAUGUUGAGAAGAGUGUUGGUUGGGCAUCGGGCAGCUGUUAAUGUUGUGGACUUUGAUGAGAAGUAUAUUGUGAGUGCCAGCGGGGAUAGGACGAUCAAGGUGUGGAACACGUCGUCGUGCGAGUUCGUACGCACACUGAACGGUCACAAGCGCGGCAUCGCGUGCCUUCAGUACCGCGACCGGCUCGUGGUGUCUGGCUCCUCAGACAACACCAUCCGGCUGUGGGACAUCGAGUGCGGACAGUGCAUCCGGGUGCUGGAGGGACACGAGGAACUGGUGCGCUGCAUACGGUUCGACAACAAGCGGAUAGUGAGCGGCGCGUACGACGGGAAGAUCAAGGUGUGGGACUUGCGUGCCGCUCUGGACGUCCGCACUCCGCACCAGGACCUCUGUCUGCGAACACUGGUGGAGCACACGGGCCGCGUGUUCCGGCUGCAGUUCGACGAGUUCCAGAUCGUGUCGUCAUCGCACGACGACACGAUUCUCGUGUGGGACUUCCUCAACUACAACGGCAACUCGCCGCAACCGCAGCCGCAGCCGGCGCCGCAGCGGCGCAACUCGGCCGAACAGGACCGCGCCUUCUUCGACUAGGACGAGGCCUCGCGCCGGUUCUGGCAUAAAAUAAUGUGGACCUAAACGAGUUUAGUGAGUGUUGCCGGAAUCCGCAGCUAGUGACAGUGUUAAAAUGUGGACGCGGCCAGUGUUACCAGUACGGUGCGAUUAAAUGCGGGUAGUUUUAAGUGUAACCAGACUGCAGAGUAUUUCGAUGAAAAUCUGUGUAUUUUGAAUUUAAAACGGUAUGUAUGAUCAUGUAUGUUAUGUGUCCGAUAGAAAUACCAAAAGGUGAAGAGUGUAGUAUGAUUUUUAAUAAUAAUGAUAUGAUUGCAUCUAAUAUUAUAGUUCCUUUGUAUGGAAACUGACGGUAAAUAACAAAGUGUUAUAAUAUGUAUGUUCCUCGUCGUUUAGCUCACUCCGUAAUACCACAGAAUAGAGAGAGUAAUAGUACAGAAGCUUUCCUAUGUUACAUUUUUAAAGAAAUAUAUACUUUAGAUGCCCGAUAAGGGACUACGCGCACUUAUUCAGCUCUUUUCAGCUUUUGUCCAUAGAAAACAACAAUUUUGUAUGGAAACGUGUACGCGUCGAUUCUGCUUUCCGCGUCCAUUCUGCUUUCGCGGCAAACCAGCAUAAAAUGAGGAUAAAUGUGUUUUUAUUAUGCGAAUGCUAUAGAGAGCGUUCGGCGCUGUUCCGCCGCGUACAGCGCUGUUCGCCGUCGAAUGCGGCGGAACAGUUUUUUACAGGGAUGGUUCGCGACUCCUUGUCGACAAGUUGCGACCUGUAUUGUUCCUGCAUUGAUUAAAGAGUGCAGACGUGAUUUAAAGUCCCGUACGCGGCUGAUAGAAGCAGAGCUGUAUAAGUGUGACCAAAAUCGUUCAGCGAAACGCGAAUGGAGCUGUAUAAGUGCGCGUAGUCUCUAAUAGGUUUAAUUUUAAAAAGUAUGCGGUUCGAAGCUGCGUUGGAUUUGUAGCACAUUAAUAAACGCACACUACGAUCUACUAGUAUUAACAUAUUGGCUACUAAAUACGAUUGACGUACGAUAAACAAUUAGACUACUAAUCGCCUAUUAAAAGAUCGUCAAAAAACGUCCGAGCGCCGUUGUAUAUUCGUAUACAAUAACUUACAGUUAAAAUUUAAACAUUCAUUCAAAUUAACACCUCACGCUCACGUCGGGUUAGCUAAAAUAAAAAUGUAACUUCUACGUAAUAAUCUAAUGUAAAAACAGUUACAAUUACACGCGUUUUCAAUCCUUUAUUAGUGUUUUAUUUAAAUGUGUAAAACUCGCGUUAAUCAAAGAAAAUGAUACAUACAGAAAUGUACGAACAACUAUAGAUUUCGUAUACUAUUAACGCAAGAUAUCGGGUCAUCUAUACAUAUAAAUAAAAUUGGAGUGUCUGUUUGUCAUAUUCAAAUAACCGUUAUUUACUACAUGUAUAUUAAUACUAAUAAUAAUACACCAAAAUAAAAAAUUUUUACAAUUUUCAUCUGUCUCUAUGUUUGUUCCGGCUAAUCUCUGAAAUGGCUGGACCGAUUUUGACGGGACUUUUAUUGGCAGGUAGCUUAUGUAAUCGGGAGUAACUUAGGCUACUAUUUUAGAUAAAUAAAGUAAUGCUGCAAUGCCCAAGAAACGGUCUAACUCUAAAAAUAAUUUAUAUGGCAAAAUAACGUUUGCCUGGUCAGCGGCAUGAUUUAUAAUUUUUAAAAUAAUGAUGAGAUUGCAGUGAAUUAGUUGGAAUUUUAACAUUAACAUCCUAGAAAAUCUGAACUUAUUGUUUUUAUUCAAAUUAUAAAAAAUAAUUAUUUAUUUUUGACGACCUGUAUAGCCGAGUGGUUAGCGAUCCUACCUACUAAGCUAGAAGUCCCGGGUUCUCAUCCCGGUAGGUGCAAGCAUUUAUAUGAUGAAUAUGGAUGUUUGUUUCCGAGUCAUGGAUGUUUAAACGUAUUUAUGUAUUUUUAUAUGUAUUUAUGUAUAUUUAAGUAAGUAUAUUGUAUUAAACAUAUCGUUGUCUUGUAACCUAUAACACAGGCUAUAUAUGCUUAACUUGGGGCAAGAUAAUUUGUGUAAAAAGUGUGUCAAUAUUAUCAUUUUUCUGUAUUUUCUUUUUUUUAAGUGAUCUGGUGAUUGAUACAUUUGUAACUGAUCACUCUUGGUAUUAAAUAUACAACUGUAAUUUGCACCAAAGUCUUUGGGCGUGCCUCUCUGGAUUCGCCUCAGAGCUCUUACCCAACUAAUCCAACCAUCCGAAUGCCGAGCGAUCCGUAAAUCAUAUUUCAUUUUUCUCUUACAUAUCGUAAUCUAAAUUUAAAUAAAACUAGCAUCUUUUUUUUAUGAAAAUAAGGGACAAGACGAGCAGGAUGUUUAGCUGAUGGUAAUUGAUACGCCAUGCCCAUUACAAUGCAGUGCCGCUCAGGAUUCUUGAAAAACCCAAAAAUUCUGAAUGGCACUACAACUGCGCUCGUCACCUUGAUACAUAAAAUGUUAAGUCUCAUUUGCCCAGUAAUUACAACAGCAACGGCGCCCUUCAGACCGAAACACAGUAAUGCUUACACAUUACUGCUUCAGGGCAGAAAUAGGCGCCGUUGUGUUUAUAUUAUAUGAAUAAACUAGCUGAUACGCCGCGACUUGGUCCGCGUACACACAGGACUGAGCCCGUAGUAGAGACAUUUCAAUUACAUUUUUUAAAAUAAAAAAACACAACAUAUUAUGCUGUCGCGACACUUUUUAUAAAUUACUAGCUGACCCGACAGACGUUGUUCUGUUUUUAAUAAAAAAAUCUUACAGGUAGAAUUUCUUAAAAUCCGUUCUUAGCUGACCUCCACUCGGCGAAAGGAAUAUUCCUACCAAAUUUCAAGUCUCUACGCCUUAUGGUUCCAGAGAUAUCGUGAUGAGUGACUGUAUAUGUGGAAAUCUCUUAUAUGUAUAUAGAUGAUAUGUUCUACAAAGUCGUAGUACAUUAUGUUAUUCUAUCAUCAAUACUUUUCGCAGAGCACGCGAUGUAAAGAAUAUUAUAGGUAAUUUUUUUACACGUGUUACAAUAUUGGUGGUUUAGUAAGGAUCUCUACUUUUUUUUGUAAAUAUUAUAUAGCCUAUGUCACCCGGGAAUAGUGUAGGUUCCCAACAGUGAAAGAAUUUUUCAAAUCGGUUCAGUAGUUUCAGAGCAAACAAACAAUCAAUCAAAUCUUUCCCCUUUAUAAUAUUAGUAUAGACAAUAUGUUAUGAUUUUUAAAGUGAUAACCCUCACUACUAGGAUUAAUACACAAAUAAAAUUUGAAAAACAAAAUUUUACGAACGAUGCGGGAUUCGAACCCACGACUUGUUCAACUCUCAGGUUGUGGCUUCAAGCAAACAGAAUUUUAUAACGAGGCGGUACUCGAACGGUUAGCUCAGUUGGUUAGAGCACCGGCACGGAACGCCGGAGGUCGUGAAUUUUCAAAUUUUAUUUGUAUAUUAGUAUAGCUUAAGGACUUAUUACGUUGUCCUUUCGUGUGAUACCAUGGUCAAAUGCCAACACGCUUGGCCGUUUUAGUGUAAAUUAGGAAAAUAAUUAUUGUCUCUGUGCAUUUUGUAAAUACAGCUGUUAUAUAUAUAUAUAUAUAAAUGCGUAUCUUCUGUAGUUGUAUUAUAGUAUAGUAAAAUUGUACAUUAAUUAGUUUUAAAAAUGCGUUUUUCUAUGUAACUGCUCUCUUGUCUUAUUAACAUAUGGCAACAUUAGUAAAAGCUAAGGCUGAGAUCUGAAGAGCUUACUUUGAAUUUGCUCAGACCUUACGUAAAGCUUUGCUAAGUGUAAGCUUAGCAUAGUCUUUGAUUUCGUUUUUAUUGUAAUUUGAAAUUAUGCUGUGCUUAAGCCAAGAUAGCCCAAUGCAAAGUCAAGUUGGCGUUUAAUCACACUCAGCUAAGUUUUACUUGAGUAAAGUCUGAGUGUUCUCAAUAGAUCUCAGCCUAACCUUGUUAAGGUCAAAUGAAUAGUUUAAAUAGCAAAAAAUGCAACUUUUGUAUAAUUGGCGGUGUUAAAACUUGAUAAGGAGUAAUUGUUUAAAUAACUAAUAGGCUAAAUGCUUCUUUUUUAUAAUUUGAUCGUAAUUGCAUCGCUAUAAUAAUAAAAAAUAUAUUUAACAUAGUGAAAGUCACUCAAGAAACAUGUUAUAAUAGCAUAUCGACGUAACGGUUAAAGGCCUAACAUUUUGCCGCGCUCGGGACGCAUGUACUAUGACGUCAUAGCUCAUAACAACACACACAAGCGGAGAGAUUUGGUUGAAAUUUGACAUACAUCACCACCAUGUUUUUGUUUCACUCAAGUUCGCAAAUAUUUGUGCAUUUUAAAAUAAAAUGAAAUGUAACAUUGAAAACAUUUUGUUAGAGUGAUGAUUGAACUUUUGUAUGAAUCAGCAGAUUUGGUCUUCGUCAUUCCAAAGCUAAACCCAUUGUGAAAGUUGCUCAAAUACGUAGAGAAAUUACCUGCAUGAAUUACAGUAUAAUUCUUUCAGUGUGUGGUUGUCAAUGCUAUUUAGUCAAAUUACGCAUAGCCUGAACUAUAGGUGCCAGACAUUGACGUACUAUAAACAACUAGGCUCCCAAAUGCCUAUUAAUAGGUCGUCAAAAAAAAAUCCGAGCGGCGUUGUAUAUACGUAUACAUUAACUUAUACAGAUAACAUUAAAAUAUCCAUUCUAUUUAACACCUUAUUUGGUGGCAGUAAUGUUUAAAAUCUAUUGUAUACGCUCAUUAGAAGCUCGGACGCGAACACGUGGUAAGAAUAUUAUGUCUUAGCAAUUGAAAUGUAACUAUUUAGCAAAAUAAUCGAAAACAUUAGUUACACAAUUUUGUAAAUUUAAAGGGCACUUACCUGAAUUACAACACUCCAUUCUUUUUAGGUUUGGAUAUGCUGUUAGUUGAACAGUUUUUCAGUAACACUUUGUCAUUGCGUGGCGCUGUAUUGCAAAGCGUUUUGAGCGUGAUUGUGAGUCUACUUGUUAAGUAGUGUAUUAAAUACAAAAAGUACACUUAAAUAUAUGUUAACAUCUAUGAGUUUGAAACAAGCAUUCAUGUUUAUCAUACAAAUGUUUUUUAACCGGGAUUCUAAUUCGUGGCUCCUCGCUUAGGGUCUCGGCCUAGUCAGGGUCAGGUUAUCAAUACUACAUACGCCUCAAAGAUCACUUCUCCAUAUGGGUGAUACCCGCGCCUCCAUCCAAUCAAAUCCCUUUUAUUAUUUCUACGAAUGACACUACUAAAGUUCCAUACCGAAGACCCCAUACUUGUGUUAUUAUUAGUUAAGAUUCAGGAUUUUAACUAAUAUUUUAAAUUUAAAAAAUAAUACCAGUAUAAUAGUAUAGCUAGUAUUAAUAGGUUUUAUUUUAUUUAUAAAAUAAAGAAAAAUUUCAAUAGUGAAAAAAUUGUAAAUAUCAUAGCCAAUCAUCGAUCGUAUAACCCAGUGGACUAUACCUUUUUAAAUCCCAAUACAAACAGUUCAUUCAACCAAUCAAAGGUGAGGGAACGCUUGGUACUUAAUGCUCAUUGGUCAAGUAAUAAAUCUUAACAUAUCGUAAGUAAUCGCUAGUAGCCACUGUGGAUUUAUAUAACAUCUGUUAUCACUGUUUAUUAGGUGUUACAAUAUCGAUGUAUUCGUUUGGAACACUGUCACAAUAUAUGUAAUAGAAGGGAAACAUAGUUUAGUGGUCACAUUUAAAUUUUUAUCAACACCCAUGCUUUAAAUCCUCUAUUAAAGAAUUUAAAACAGUUAGAUUAUUGCCAACAUUAAAAAACCCAACGUCCUAAUAACAAUUACAUCAUCCAAACCAGUGUUGUAAUGAAUUUCAGUACAAAUUACAACACUCGUUCGGGUGAUGUAAUGGUUACUAGGACUGGCUUUUUUAAUGUUAGCAGUAAGCUGUUUUAGAAUAUUUUAUAGAGGAUUCAUAUUAUGGGUGUAGAUAAAGUCUUGUAUGCAACUGUUGAUAAUUAGGUAUUAUAACACUCAUGUGAUACUAUUAAUCCGCGUUCGUGUUUUAAUACCCCUUAUUACACAACAGUUGCAUAAAUAACUAAUACUACGUCUGGGCGGAGCGCUAGGGUUUGUACAUAUAAAAAGAUUGACGACUCUGACCGUCACUCAAUAGUUUUGUCUCCCCAAGAUUGCUUAGCGGCCAUGUAAAUCGUCUGUAUGUGUGCGUGUGUCGAUUCGGGCGCUCUUGUAUAAAGUUAAAGUGCUAUAUUACUGCAUUGUGACACUGCUGUUCAUAACAAUUCACCUUUAUUCACAUCUAUGUAUGUAACGGGAUCUAUGAACGUAAUUUUCAACAACUUCAAAACGUUGGAUUGAAUUGGAAAUUCCAACACGUGUCGAGGACCUAUGACAAUACAAUAUUUUAAUUACUUGGGCAUUGUAUCGUUACUAGAAUAACCAAUAAGUAAUUAUAAAACAUUUAGACAAAUACGAUAUAAGAAAUCGAGAUUUUUAAUUAUAAGUACGAAUAAAAAGUUCAAGUGAUUAAGGAGUUUUUAAUACAAAAAAUGUAAAAGUAGAAAGUAAUUUUUUAAUGUGAAGACUUCGAUCUAAAGCGGUAUAAAGUUCACUGGUUUUCUUUUUCAAUUAAAAAAAUCUCACUAUUUCUUUUCUAGGUUACUUAAUAAAACUCAGUUUUGAGUGAACAAGUUCAAAUUCCAGUCUUGAUCUCGAUUAAGCACAAAGCAAUUUCACCAAUACCAUUUGAGCGUGUUGACGUAAACUGAGCUUACAUGUCAUAAACAAUAGAAUGUAUCAAAUACGUGUCAAAACUGUCAUCGAUAAAUAUGAACAAAAUCAAAAUUGACAGCUGUUGACCAAAAUUCGGCUGUCAGCAUUUAAACGCGUCUAGGGUAUAACUUCGUUUAGUUUGUAUUGGAGAAAUCCGAAUUGAAUCUGUUCAGUGUUUUAAUACCUUUCGACUUCAAUGGUGAAAUCGGGGAUAAAAGCCAACUACAAAAUAUUCGUUUAGAAAGUUUUAGGUUGCCUCUGGCACCCAUUUUGGAACUAACUUUGCAUACAAAUAUUUAGUAGUCGUAGUUGAUACGUAUUAUCCGUGCAGUCUAAAUAUAUAGACCAAUUGAUUGGACGACGAAAUGUCUUCUUGUUCAUGUAGAUAAGUAUUUUUCAUGUAUAUAAUACUGUUAGGGAAUGUGUCUGUUUCACAGUAAUAAUAUUAUGUCGAGCAUACCAUUUAUGUCACUAUAUGAAGUGUGCGCGGUCGUGGCUCAUAAGGGCUAUAAUUUAUACAGGCGUGAAAGAGAACGCGCUAUCGGGAAUACUACUCUCUCUUUGAAAGAAUUUGAUGAAUUGUAAUUAAUAUAAGCUUAUCUACUCAUUAUGACAAUCAUAUUGAAAUAUUAUCUUCAUAAAUUAUUUGAUUCUUACUAAGUGAUUCCUGUUCACGGCUUACGUUAAAAGUUCAAAUAGGUCGCGGAGCACAAAUAAUUUCGGUCAACGACCUGAUCAUAUCACAUUCUCUGACGCGUUCCGUCCCAUAAUAUACGUGCGCAUUGCUGAGCUCUUGAGGCCAUUGUACUGAAAUUAUAUGCGCUUCGUGACUAAAAUAUUAUCAAUUGUAAAUAUUAAUUUAGCGCAGUUUUGUAUAAAUUAUGUAUAGAUUGGUUUCGUAAGCACAGCUAGAAUGUUUUUUGUUUUAAUGUUUGUACAGAGCCGUUUGCUCUAUUGGAUGCUUUUCAUCACAAUUUUUUUAUUAUUUAUUGUAAGGUCUCUUAACAGUGGGCGUAGGGUGUUGCGAUACGAACACAAUCGAUCAAAUAGCACCAGUCAGCCUAAUGAAAUAUCUCACAACAUAUUUAAGGCUAUAUAAUACCGGGACACCAUGGCAACCAAUCGCCGCUACCAACAAAAUAAGUAUAUAGAGAGUUACUCACCUGGUGUCCGUUUGGUUUUGUAAGUAAUUUGGUGGCGUGACCAGCUCGCACGCGUGCACAGAAUAUUAUUGGUCGCGCUACCACUAAUUACUAUAGAGCUGUAUGGUGUCUCACUUACUCAGCCCCUCGUCCGGCCGCCAGUGACGCUCCUACCUCAUUGGAUGCAAUACGUGUGUACUAUUGUGUUUUGUUUUUUAAUUGCAUAUUAUGGAUAAUCUCGAUACAGAAAGGUUUAUGAUCGAAAUUCACAGUAAACAAACAAUUUAGGAUAAUUCCUCAUCAGAUUAUUCAGAUAGAGAUCUAAGAAUGAAAUGCUAAGGCGAAAUAAGGAUGAACCCACCACUGUUUCUUGUUUCUCUUACUCUUUCUUUUGCCCACUUACAUACAGUAAUAGUGCUAUUUCUUCGAGGUAAAUUUUGAUGCAGUGUGGUGUGCUCUGGUGUCUGGUUUGGCAGAUUAUGGACACCACAAUGGCGUGACUGGUUGCGCCACCAUGGUGUCCCGGUGAAAUGUACCUAUUAAGGAGAGUAAUCAGUAAUGCAUUCUCGUUCAAUUAAUUUAAUAAAAUUAUGUACUUAUUUUUUGAACAAAUUUCCCAUUAAAUAAAUGUGCAUGUGAUGCAUCACCGCUGAGUGCGCGAUUUACGCUAGUUCAGCGGAAGCGCCUACAGGUCCGUGAGUCAGCCUUCCCCUUCCUACUUCCGCGCCUCACGUGUAAUGCGCAGUCAGCGUUUAACUUUCGGUUAAGUUUAUUUAGUACUCAAUUAACAUUUAAUAUUUAUUUUCUAUGUAAUUUAUUUCAUAUUUGAUCGCCUAAUCAUAUCUCGUGGAGUAGUUUCUGCCUCACCAGUCAUGCUUUAUAUCCGGCAGGAAAAUGGCACAAAUUUGUUGUUCUUGAUUCUUUGACGAUACCGUUUCUACAAUGUGUUGAUAGUAUAUUGCGAAUAAAUCACAUUAUUGAAGCCCGCCAAUGAUUUGUCAAUUAUCAAACUACCGUCAAAAUUGGCAUUUUUGUUAUUUUUUUUAAUCUGAACAAUUGAGUAUUAUUAUCAACUGCUUAGUACCCUAUCUUUUAAAAAUUUAAGUUGUGUAAAGAAAUUGUACGAUAAAGCACCCGAAUGGCUAUUCACGUGGCGUUUUUUAGCAGCGACGUGUCGCGCGCUUGUGAUAAUGAUAGUAGAUUGUGGUGAUAAGAAGAUGGUAUUGUGUGAAUGUGUUUGUUAAAGUUGUUAAAUUAUAGUGGUUUUGUAGUAACGUCGAAAAAUUAAUAAUGUUUGCGAUGUAAAUACUAAAGUUAUGCCAUUUUUUUGUCGUUAGUCAUUUUGAUAUCACAGAAAGGGACAAAACAUUGGAUACUUUAGGUUUAUUAAGAGGGUGGAUGGAGUUAUUAUGAAUAACUCGGAUAAUCGUUACUCGACAAAUUUUAUCUUAUUAAUUUACAUACAAUGCAAACAAAAUUUUAAAAGGUUAAGUUGAUUUUUUUUACGUUUUAGGCCAUUACAAAACUGCUAAAAUGGGCGUGCCAUGUAAUUUUUGACCAACAACUUACUAAAUCUUAUAAUAUUUAUAUAUUGGGCCGAAAGCCGACCGUUUUUUAUAUUACUUCAUUCUCUAAUCUGUCUCGUUGUUCAAUUACUAUUCGAUUAUGUUCUCAUUCGCGUCAAUAUUCAAACUUUUUAUGAUUUAUUCUUUAACUUUAGCUUGACGGCCAACCAUAGAACAAUGAGUUCUUAUAUGCGGAUAAGAACUCCUUGUUACAAUACACUGCCCACUCCGAACUUGACCUAAUUUCCUGUAUCAUCUAUAUGGGGCAGAUGUUAACAGCUCCACUUACAUUCAAGAAUGUUAAGACAAUAAAGAGCUCCACGUUUGACUUCCCUUCAGAUCUGCCCCAGUCUUCGCUUCUGCAAAGACCGCUCAUAGCCAGUUGUGCUUAGGGCGUGCACCAAUGUAGGGCUUGCUUUGGUGUUUUUUUAAUGUAAAUAAUGGACGAGACGAGCAUGACGUUCAGCUGGUGUUAAUUGAUACGCCCUGCCCCCGUUCCUCAGGAUUCUUCAAAAACACAAAAAUUCUCAGCGGCACUACAAUUGCGCUCGUCACCUUGCGACAUAAGAUAUUAAGUCUAAUUGUCCCAGUAAUUUCACUAGCUACGGCGCCCUUAAACUGAAACUGAUAAAAUAACUGACUGAAACAAAUACUACUUACCCAUAAUACCCAUAAUCUAGUCGGCAUCCUGUGCAAAGGAUCCUCCCACUGGUAAAGGCCCUUAGUCGCCUCUUACGACGCCCUUGGGCCUGGGACUUCCCUAUUGUUUUUAUGCUCCACUUGUGGAAGCACAUGCAGGGGAAAUGUCUAUGAUUAGUGUGCGGAGUGAGAGGUCAAUCCACUUCCAUUUCAGCGUUUGGUCUACUGUUCGAACGGCGUCUCAUUGCAGAGUUCCCACAGAUCAUCUAUAUAGAUGAUCCCCGUCUGAGAUUCAACUCUGAAUGGCUUCUAAUAAUAUAUUAUAAUAAUAUAGAUUACUUAAUAAUAAAAAAAUACAGCCAAUUCUCGAACCCCCAAAGAAAACCCAGAUAUGGCUCACAAAAACUGAUCUGGCAACGAGCUGUCAUUGAGACAAAGACCGUUGGAAAGAUUGGACGCGAAAUUUUAACACGUUCACUGAAUCAAUAUAUAUUCAUACAAGAGCCCGUGUUCUUACGACAAGUGCGAAUAAUCUAAAGAUAUUUUUACCCUCUCCAAAAAUGUCUAAUCCGCAGCCAUCACGAUCUGUUAUAACCUAGUUGUUAAACGCAGCAUCGACGCCAUUUUGAAAUUAAAUGUUUGUUUAAAUGGAAAUUGUGGCAUAAGUACGUUCCUAUUUGUAAUUUACUAGAAGUUAGCUUAUUAAGCGCGCCACGUGCGCAGCGUUUUUUUAUCCGCUGCGAAUAAUACGCCACGUGAGUAAUAAUCCACAUCUCAUUGAAGCUGUGUAUAUAGGCCUUAAUUCUGUUAUAUUGCGAGCGAUUGUUUUUGUAAUGAUUAAGAUAAAUUUUAUUGUAAUAAUUUUUAAUAAGGUACGGUUUUGGUGUGCGACUAAGACUUGCGACCGUUGUCGCACGUUUGAUCUUUCAUGCUCUCUAUACAGUGCGCUCAUUUGGACGUUGGAUUUUAUAAUUGGAAUGAAUACGGUCAUGCAGGAAAUUGUUCAAAACGUACCAUCAUUAACCGUCGUUGCAUAGAAAAUUUAAUGUGAAGAUGAUUUUCGAUGCUCAACAAACAAGCUCAUACUACUGUUAAAGCUAACCAAACCUUCACUUUUUGGAAUUAAAACUGAUGAAUUGCUGAAGAUAAUUAAUAAUGAUGAUAAACAAACAAUUAAUUAAUAUUUUUUGUGCACACUGAACAAUUUAUGUUUGGGUUUUGAUGAGGCUGAGCUGUCACGCUCGUUACGAUAGACUAAGGGACCGCGAUCCAGUCAGAUCAAAUUUUACCAUUACAUAAAUAUCUUGUAAAUUUUCUUACUAUAUGAAUAUAUAAAAAAAAAAAACAAUUGUAUUAUAUGCUAUGUUUAUCGCCUUAAGUUUUUUUUAUCGUGUGGUCUUAAGUACAAAAUGUUAAUUUAAAUAUGCAACUGUUUGUCAUAUUAUAUUAAAAUAUCGUCUAAAGUUAUUAGGUGAACUAUUGAUUUAAUAAAAGGUGCGAUUUUAAAUGUUUUGUCGCGUAACUCUGUCGCAAGUGUUAGUCGCACGCGAGAACUCGGCUUAAGUAUCAUGUAUAGACGAUACGGUUAAAUUAUAGACUGCUUUUUUAUUUGUAAUGAAAUCUGAUUGUAAAUAAGUAUAAAUAAAUAUUGUGUCUAUUAUA